AAUGUCAGCGUUAGGACAAGAGGCCGUCCGUCCGUGGUUACAUAUAUGUGCGUGUGUAUAUAUUUAGGCUUUGGCUUUGCUGUGUAACCGCUCAUCUGUUUCCUCUACGUCAGUUUCAGAGGUCGUUUUCCCCUCUUGUGCAACAGCUGGUGUUUGGUUUUAUAAAUGAUCCCUGGUGCUGGGUUAUUCCGAGGCUUCAGCAGGCACUGGGCUGUGUCACAACUGUGUUUGUUUUCUUUAAGCACAGUAGCAAUACAGGCUGUGGUUUGCUCAUUCCUCAGGCGUUACAGUUUGCCAUUUAAGACCAGUUACAGUGCUCAAAUUAGCUGUAUGCCUUUAACUUCAGAAAUGCUGGCUGUAGAAUUGAGCUCAGGUUCAGUAAACUUGUUAGCAUUCAGCUGAUCUGCGAGUGUCUGUGAAAGGCCUUAGGGAAGCUCAGGGGUGUCCGAGGGGCACUGAGGACACAAGAGCAGUACUGCCUGGUUAUCAUUGAGAAUUACAGGUUGAAGUCCUUCCCUAGAGGUAUAAACGAGUCAGAGCUGCAAUCAAACCAUCCAAGACAUCUUUUUCAGGCUGGAAUUUUAGUGUUUUGAUGUCAAUGAAGAGCAGGAUACCUCUCAUUCUUCUAGCUUGUGGCUCCUUUAACCCCAUCACAAAUAUGCAUAUGCGUUUAUUUGAGCUGGCUAGAGAUCACCUGCACCAAACAGGAAGAUACCAUGUGAUAGAAGGCAUAAUGUCACCUGUCAAUGAUGACUACAGAAAGAAAGGCUUGGUUUCAGCAAGGCACCGGGUAGCAAUGGCAAAACUAGCACUGGAGACAUCUGACUGGAUUCGAGUAGAUCCAUGGGAGAGCGAGCAGGAGACAUGGACAGAGACAGUAAAAGUGUUAAGGCACCAUUACAAUGAAUCACUCAGACUGCUGCAGUACAAGAAGGAAUUCAUGAAAAACAAACAGCCUUUAGAAGGAUCUACAGAGAAUUCCCUUUCUUCCCACUACACAGUUCUACCAGAAUUAAAGCUGCUUUGUGGGGCUGAUUUUCUACAGACGUUUCAGACACCCAACCUCUGGAAGAAAGAGCAUGUCAAAGAAAUCGUGGAGAAGUUUGGGUUGGUCUGUAUAAGCCGUGCUGGCUCUGAUCCUGCUCAGUAUAUCAGAGAAUCAGAACUCUUAACUAAAUUUCAGCACAAUAUCUUUCUGGUGAAAGAAUGGAUUCAGAAUGAAAUAAGUGCAACACUGAUACGUUAUGCCUUGUGCAGAGGAUUAAGUGUAAAAUAUCUUGUCCCAGAUUCUGUCAUAUCCUACAUUGCACACCAUAAUAUCUACACAGAAGAAAGUGAGCGGAAGAAUGAAGGUGACUUGCUUCAGCCUCUUAGGUUGUAUAACACAACAAGAACCCUAAACCCUAAAAAAGACCUUUUUUCAUGAGUAAUACUAAAACACGUCCAAUCUUUACUAGGCCGGAGAGUCAAGCUCAAAUUUUUGUUGUAUAAAAAAAUGUAAGUUAUGUUGUCUUUUUUUAAAGGUAUAUUUAUUUUUAAGUGAUAGGAAAAGGUGGUAUCAAACAAACAAGGAAAAAAAAAAACAAACACUCUUAAUUCUGGUUUGAAUAUAACAAACUAAAGUUUCAGUAAGUUGUUCUUUUCAGAACUGUUACUUAGACUAGGUACAUCUAUUUGUAAAGAAAACCAUUAAUUCAGCAUAGUCCUCUGUAUUGAUGAACAAAUAAAAUGGAAAAGAUACUGGUUUUGUGCCAAAAUAGAGAAGUACUGUGAUAACAGCAUAGGGCUUAAACUGUACCAUUUGAAAAGACACGAGGGAAAAUAAAUGAAAAUAGCUAAGAGGCUUUCUCAGUUUUUGAGCAGUAAGGCUAGCUUGACAAAUCUAUUCUUUUGUAUGUUGAUUGCCUAUUUUUCUGAUCCAAUCUAGCUCACUUUUAACAGAAGACACCUUCAAAGAAUAACAGGGGGAUAGCUAUUCUGUGAGCAACAACGAGCAUGUAAAGGUUGCUAUAAAAGCACUGCAGUAUCUUUGAUUUUCCUAUACUCAAGGAAGGAAAACAGCCAAAAACCUCACUUGAGGCCUCAGAAAGGUGUAGUUCCUUUUUUACUUGUUAAACAGGUCUGCAUAAAACCAUGGUGUAGUAGAAGACUCACUACUACAACGGACUUGUUGAAAACUAGCUACUGGCUUGUCUGAAAGCAAAUUACUGUUAUGUCUUCUCACUGAAUGAUUGCUAGUGUUUGACGCUUUCUGUAGUGUCACUAAAAUGCAAAUUAUUUUUUGACAUAAAAGCACACGUUUGACUCAGAAGGUUCCUGCUCUACAAAUUACUAAAACAUAGGAGAGUUAUUCCUUUGCACUGCCGGAAUCAGGGUGUGGAACUGCAAGGACUAGUGCAUUAGAACUGGUUGGAUGUUAUCCCUUUGAAAUAAAGAACUCCGCUCACAUAGUAUAGCGCUGUACUGGGUGAGGGUGGAAACAUGGGCAUA
Molecule: messenger RNA, 2490 nt
Organism: Cygnus olor (mute swan)
Lineage: Eukaryota; Metazoa; Chordata; Aves; Anseriformes; Anatidae
Gene: NMNAT3
Product: nicotinamide nucleotide adenylyltransferase 3
Exons: 7
Coding region: 593-1426 (277 amino acids)
Biological process (GO): NAD+ biosynthetic process
Cellular component (GO): mitochondrion
Molecular function (GO): nicotinamide-nucleotide adenylyltransferase activity; nicotinate-nucleotide adenylyltransferase activity
Source: RefSeq, a predicted model, not a curated record